UGUGCUUACGUAACAAUGUUUUUUUAUUUAUUAGUGCCGGAUUAUUUUUUAUAAGUAGUGCAUCUAUGUGUACAACGGAAAAUUAAGUGAUGUUGUAGAAGCCAUGAAUUCGGCUCAUCUAUUCAUGGUAGCAGUCUGCUGUCACAUAGUUUCAGCUGAUGUAGACCGACGACGGGUCACCAAUCCAACGUACUACAAUGUGGGUGGUGUUCUAUCAAGCAAUGAGUCUGUGGCGUUUUUCAAGGACACUAUAUCGAAUCUCAACUUUAAAGACAAAUACGUUCCCCGAGGGGUGACGUACCAUGACUACUCAAUAUUAAUGGAUCCAAACCCAAUAAAAACCGCGAUGAAUGUCUGCAAGGAUCUUAUCGGACACAGGGUGUAUGCAGUAGUGGUAUCACAUCCACUAACCGGCGACCUUUCUCCAGCAGCCGUUUCUUACACCAGCGGUUUUUACCAUAUUCCAGUGAUAGGAAUAUCUUCCAGAGAUUCUGCCUUCUCCGACAAGAAUAUUCACGUAUCAUUUCUGCGGACUGUUCCACCAUACUCGCAUCAAGCUGAUGUUUGGGUAGAUGUCCUUAGACACUUUAAUUAUAUGAAAGUCAUCGUCAUACACAGCUCCGACACCGAUGGUAGAGCUAUUUUGGGAAGGUUUCAAACUACAUCACAAAGCAUCGACGAAGAUGUCGACCGCAAGGUGAUGGUUGAACAAGUGAUUGAAUUCGAACCAGGUUUGGAGUCUUUUAUUGAUAAAUUAAUGGAUAUGAAAACAGCACAAGCUAGAGUUUUCCUAAUGUAUGCAAGCACAACCGAUGCAGAUAUAAUAUUUCGCGAUGCAUCCUAUUUAAAUAUGACCACAACUGGCUACGUGUGGAUAGUAACAGAGCAGGCGUUGGAUCCUGCAAAUGCUCCUGAAGGUCUCCUAGGUUUACGGCUCGUCAAUGCUACUAAUGAGCAUGCACAUAUUCAAGACUCUAUUUACGUCCUAGCAUCUGCCAUUCGUGAUAUGAACACGUCAGAGGAAAUUUACGCUCCACCUUCAGAUUGUGAUAACUCGGGUUCUAUCUGGACAACUGGACGUCUUCUGUUUGAUUACAUACGAAAGCAAAAACUGGAGAACGGAGCAACAGGCCAUGUUGCGUUCGAUGAUCACGGGGAUAGAGUACAUGCGGAAUAUGACAUGGUGAAUGUUAGAGCUCAGGGAGAACACGUUGCUGUAGGGAAAUACUUUUAUUCAAAGGAAACACAAAAGAUGCGCCUAGAACUAAAAGAACAUGAAAUCAUUUGGAUGGGUCGUAGCUCUUCAAAACCAGAAGGUUUUAUGAUACCUACGCAUCUCAAGGUUCUAACAAUUGAAGAGAAGCCGUUUGUAUAUGUCCGUCGAGUUGACGAUGAAUCUGAGUGCAAUUCAGCAGAGGAAAUCUUGUGUCCACAUUAUAACGCUAGUGAAGAAGCCGACCAAUUGUACUGUUGCAAAGGCUUUUGUAUGGACCUCCUAAAAGAAUUAGCGAAAGCGAUCAACUUCACUUACUCGCUGGCCCUUUCGCCGGACGGACAGUUUGGAAAUUACAUAAUACGUAAUUUCUCGCAACCAGGAGCGAAAAAAGAAUGGACUGGUCUCAUAGGGGAAUUGGUGUAUGAAAGAGCUGAUAUGAUCGUAGCUCCUUUGACCAUUAAUCCAGAACGAGCUGAAUUUAUUGACUUUAGCAAGCCUUUUAAAUAUCAAGGAAUCACUAUAUUGGAGAAAAAGCCAUCGCGUUCGUCAACGCUAGUAUCGUUCUUACAACCAUUUUCUAACACACUGUGGAUAUUAGUGAUGGUGUCCGUUCACGUGGUGGCGCUAGUGUUAUAUCUUCUAGAUCGAUUUUCACCCUUUGGAAGAUUCAAACUAGCUAAUAUUGAUGGCACUGAAGAAGAUGCAUUGAAUCUUUCGAGUGCAAUAUGGUUCGCAUGGGGCGUGUUAUUAAACAGCGGUAUUGGAGAAGGUACGCCAAGAAGUUUUUCAGCCCGUGUUCUUGGGAUGGUUUGGGCCGGCUUUGCUAUGAUCAUUGUUGCUUCAUACACAGCCAAUUUAGCAGCUUUCCUGGUUCUUGAGAGGCCAAAAACUAAACUCACAGGCAUCAAUGAUGCACGGCUUCGCAAUACGAUGGAAAAUCUUACGUGUGCUACGGUUAAAGGAUCAGCUGUAGACAUGUAUUUUCGGAGGCAAGUGGAACUUUCGAAUAUGUAUCGCACUAUGGAGGCUAAUAACUAUGAUAAUGCGGAACAAGCAAUCCAGGAUGUGAAAAAUGGGAAGUUGAUGGCUUUCAUAUGGGACUCCUCGAGGCUCGAGUUCGAAGCGGCUCAAGAUUGUGAACUAGUGACGGCAGGCGAACUUUUUGGUCGUUCGGGUUAUGGCGUUGGCUUACAAAAGGGUUCUCCGUGGUCUGAUUUGGUUACCCUUGCUAUAUUAGAUUUCCAUGAAAGUGGCAUAAUGGAAGGAUUGGAUAAUAAAUGGAUUCUUCGUAAUAAUAUGCUAAAUUGUGAGGAGAACGAGAAAACCCCGAACACUUUAGGCUUGAAAAACAUGGCGGGGGUGUUCAUACUGGUUUUAGCUGGCAUUAUCGGGGGUAUUGUUCUCAUCGUGAUUGAGGUGGUGUACAAGCGUCACCAGAUCCGAAAGCAGAAGAAGAUGGAGAUCGCUCGCCACGCGGCCGACAGAUGGCGUGGUGCUGUUGAGAAAAGAAAAUCGCUACGGGCAUCUAUUUUACCAUCACAGCGACGAGCAAAGUCGAAUGGUGUGAAAGAGACAGGAAGUAUCAGCUUGGCGGUGGAUAGAGGAGUGCGGCGGCGCGACGAACCUCGUGUGCCACGCUAUAUGCCUGCGUACACACCUGAUGUGUCACAUCUCGUUGUUUAGUUAGCUUUAAAAUUACCUGCCAUCUUCGGCGGGCAAUUGUGCCAAUCAAUUUCUAAACGAAACAAAAUUGGCUUGAAUAAUAGCGCAUCUUCUUCAACAGCAAACAUUUUGAAAAGGAUAGUGCUACUUUUAGGUAUGUUAAUUUAGUGUAAGUACUUUAUGUAAUUGGUGUAUUACAGAAUAGGCACCAAUAUCUAAUUCACCUUACAUUACAUUACAAUCUUCAAAUAAAUGUGUGUGUCGUGAGUUUCCUGUGGCUGUGUAGAGUGUAAGCAAUAGAAAAAGCAACUCUAAUUAUAUUAUAAAUAACGCUUUUUAGCGUGUAUAAAAUUUAUCGUUUAUAUCCUCAUUAAGAUUUGCUCAAAAUCAAUAUC
Molecule: messenger RNA, 3273 nt
Organism: Pararge aegeria (speckled wood butterfly)
Lineage: Eukaryota; Metazoa; Arthropoda; Insecta; Lepidoptera; Nymphalidae
Gene: Nmdar1
Product: glutamate [NMDA] receptor subunit 1
Exons: 17
Coding region: 104-2899 (931 amino acids)
Biological process (GO): ionotropic glutamate receptor signaling pathway; monoatomic ion transport; regulation of membrane potential
Cellular component (GO): NMDA selective glutamate receptor complex; synapse; neuron projection
Molecular function (GO): NMDA glutamate receptor activity
Source: RefSeq, a predicted model, not a curated record